Rhizophagus irregularis DAOM 181602=DAOM 197198 is the source of this 510-nucleotide messenger RNA. NCBI's taxonomy places the organism in Eukaryota, Fungi, Glomeromycota, Glomeromycetes, Glomerales, Glomeraceae. The record is from RefSeq and is a predicted model, not a curated record.
AAAUCUGAUAUCUAUAGUAUUGCAAUGCUUAUGUGGGAAAUUUCAUCUGGACAACCACCAUUUAUGAAUUAUGAACAUGAUUGUAAUCUUGCAAUUAAUAUUAUUAAUGGUAUAAGACCAAAAAUUAUACCAGAAAUUCCUUCAGGAUAUAAAAGUUUAAUGGAACAAUGUUGGGAUGCUGAUCCAUUAAAAAGACCUGAUAUUGAUACACUUAGAAAUAAAAUGAAUGAUAUUAUGUCAUAUUAUCAAAACAAACCAAAUGAAUUACCUCAACUAAAAUUAAAAAUAAAUAAAGAAAUAAUUAAUAGAGGUAGUAAACUAUUUACAAGUAAAAUUCAUAAAUUUGAAAAACUUCCUGAACCAAAAAAUGCAACUGAAGAUAAUCAAAAUGAUUAUAAUAAAAAAACAGUGAUAACACAAAAUGUCAAUAAUGAAGAUGAUGAAGAAGUAUAUAAUAAUCCAAAUCUUCACUCAGAGGAACAAGAUAAAUUUGAAAUUCCUGAUGCGUGA